AGUUUGUCUACCGCGGUCGUGUAGUGAGCAUAACAUUGAUUUUUAAGAGAAAAAAAACAAACAAAUAAGCGAAGACGAGGAGGUUUAUUUUCUUUUUAACAAUUUUUUUUUUCGAAAAAAAUUUAAAUAAUUCAGACAACGAAAAGAAUUUUUGUUUUUUAGUUUUUAUCGUCUCUUACCUUUUCCGAUUCAUUAAACGGUUUUUCCAUUAAUACAAUAAAUUUAAAUAAAAAAAACAUUCCGUGCCGUGCUAUGCGUUCACUUGUAGUGAUUUAACCAAAAAAAAAAUCGUUGUUGUUAUUUGUUUUCCACUCUGAACUGAUUUAGUUUCGGUGUGUGAAGAAUUCGUCUGAUUGAUUGGGUAUUGUGCUAUUGAAUUUGUUCAGUUCUUAUAUGCUCCAACAAAGAGAAUUUUAAAUUGCAGAGAAUACAUUCUUCAGCAGAUAGAAUGGCGUCAGAAGUUUCUGAACUAUCAUCAAUAAAAGAUGAAGACCUUUUACGCCGCAUGUGGCAGCAAACAGAAGAUUUUUGCCGCAAAAAGGAAAUUCGUGCUCAUAUGUACAAGUUGCGUGAAGAAAGAUUACGCAACUUUUAUACUGGUGACAUGGACGCUGGCAUUGGUAUGUCCAAAUCACCAAUGAUACCCAGUCAUGGCGAUUCAUUGGCCGAUCAGAGUUUUCAGAGUUUGAAAGCGAAAGAGAUUCGUGAUUGUGCCAGUCCUACCAGACACGUACAAUACGAUAUGGGUACGCCAGAUACGAGUGGAUGGAACGUUAUAUCGACAUCACAGUUAUCAUCUGAUGGUAAAGAGCAACGUAAUACCACACUAGCAACCACCGAUGCUGUUCAAGACAUUAAAGGUGGCAAGGCAACAUUUUCUGGCAAAAAUGAAUUAAUUGAAUCGCAUCGGCAUGAUGGUGAUGACAAGAAUUACACGUCUACGUCGGGACAUGCUUCGAAUACCAUUCUCAAAGAGCAUGUCGUUACCGGUGAUGACAAAAAUGGACGCACCGAGUCAAUAUCGAACACUACCAGUUCAACUUCCAAGACAACUACAUCAUCGAAAUAUCAGUCUGAUAAUUCGACCAACGAUGACUUCGUACAGGAAUUUGAAGGAGCCCUGAACUCAGCUAGACGAUCGGUUCGCACAAACCAAUCGAAUUCGAACAACGACCAAUUCGAACGACCAAUUCCUUGUAACGAUUUCGAAAAGGAAUAUUUUAACAGCAAAACUACUAACCAAUCAUCAUCGACUACAUCCAAUCAACAGUCGACUUAUGAAAUCCGUCGAAAUUCUGCCAGUUCUACAACAUCAUCGGUUGAUGCCAGGAAAAUCCAGCGAGAAACUGAAUAUUUGGCAAAUGCUCCCGGGCAGUUGAUAUCACGAUCGGUUGAAUAUCCGGAUGCUAAUACGAAGGUCAUAACUGAAACGAAAACGCUGCCGGAUGGCAGUACGGUGACAACAACAAAAUAUGAAACGAGAGCUGCUUCAUCGACAACUACAUCUAAGUCGUCUAAGCAAGAAAAGUCAUCUACGUCGCGUGUUGUAACCGAAGAUCGAGCGGAGAGAAAUCGUAUCGAAGUCAUUGCGGGUGAUAAUAAAAAUGUGAUUGAAGAAGUGGUAAAGAGUAAACGAGUUAUUGAUGCGGAUGAUGCGGCAGGUCUUAAGCCAGAUUCUAACGAGUCUAUUAAGGAAAAGUUAGUCAGAACGGAAAUUCAUCGCAACGAAAAUGCUCGCCAAAAUAACACUCAAAAGGAAACGUUGAACCAAGAAUUCAUUCAUAAGGACACUGCCAAUGAACAGCAAAAAAAUGGUCGUCGCGAAGAAAUUCGGGUACAUAAGCAGCCAGUUCAAAGUGAGAAGGUUAACAAAGAGACGACAGAAUUGUACGAAUCUACUCAUGAUCGUUUCCAGAAACAAAAGAAUGAGAAUGUUACCAGCCGCAUGGAAAUAGCCAUUGAAGCUGAUCAGCAACGAAACUCAGUCACCAAACAGAACGCUCCAGUUCAAAGUAUCGACACAGACGACCUCCUAUACGACAAAAAAUCGACAGAAACACACAAAACUGUUAAGAAAGAUUUGAGUCGCGACCAUGAACGAUACACAAAAGCGCGACCAGUUGAAAGCGAUUUACCCGAUGAACAUUUUGAUCGUCAACCCGUCGUAGAGGAGCAAAUUGUACCGAAAAAAGAAAUCUAUCACGUUUGCUCGCCGAGUCAUGAUCAUUCGCCGAAACCAGCUUCCAAAACAUCGUCGAAACCAUCAGAUUACACGAGCAAAAGAAUUAGUGUCGAUCAUAAUCCGACGCAUGAGGCUUUCGCUAGGUCGUUAAGGUGUGUCACACCGGAAAUCGAUAAACGUUCCGUUCAAUCAAGCACUUAUUCGGUGAAGAGUAAUUACACGUACACUGACCGUGAUCACCGCAGUCCAUCCAGAGAUACAAAUGUGUCGGAUACCAGCAAAAUCAGCUCGACAACCGUAACCAAAUCUAAAUCGCCGAAUAGAAAAUUGUCACCAGAAAAACGAAAGACCACGAUAUCCAGCGAAACCAUCGACAUUACAUCAUCGGAACAAUUUAAAAAUGAGAAGAAAACAGAGUCGACAGUUCGUAAAGGCAGUCAGACGUUUACUUCGAACAAAACUAUACCGAAAUCAGAGGAUCAUUACGACCAUCCGCGAAACAAUCAACCCCUUUAUGACAUUCCGACUAACAACGCACCGGUUCGCAAAAAUUCAUCCGACCAACCGAGCUAUUCACGUCCGACGGCAUCGUCGGCCAGACACAAUGUCAAACCCGAUGAUGGUGCGCAAAAGCCAAAAAAGAAAGACAACGAUGAACCGAUUUACGAAACAGUAGUCGACAGACCAUCCAACGAUCGAAGACAUUCGUCAAAAAUCGAUUCAAAGACAACGGUUACUACAACGGUUACAAGAGAAACGAAUGACUAUAGGAAUGUGGAUCGACCAAUAAAGAGGCAACCAGCUGCUCAUCAUCCAGAAUAUGAGUCUAAUUUCGAUUCGGGACGAUCCAAUUCACCUACUAGCUCGGUCAGCGACAUCGAGUACGUCAACUUUAAGAACACUAAUCGAACAGUCACGGAUUUGGACGAAAUUGAAAUUAUAAUCAACACGAAGGACAAGACGACAAACCGAGAUACUCAAGAUGGUUUGUUCCUGUCGACUCAUAAGAAAAAGGCAUCAUCUCCAUCUUUGGAAUCAGAUACCGACACCAUAGUAGAACAGGAAAAAGACCACGGGGUAGAACCUUUCUAUUUGAAUGAAAGUCAGAAAGACGUUAAGGAAACACGUAGACAAAAACCUCCAUUAACUAGAAGUGAGACAUACGAGGAACGUUGUCGUUCAAUGUUAGGAAUGAAGAUGGAAUCGGAAGAACGAGAAACUGUAAAAAAUUCAAAGCAAGCAUCCACUGAUCUGAUAAUAUCUGAACGAAAAGUAGAAAAUAGAUCACCCUUAAGGUCUCCAACGAAAAGUCCGGAUAGGAAGAGUUCAACGAAUGCAGGAAAUGUGGAUCGAUCACCUAGUCGAAGUCCUGAUAGGAAACCAACUUCUACAAAGUCCACUGUUGUAGAAGAAGAUGGUCACUUCGAUACUUUCACACGAUCGAAAGGCAAUAAGUCUUCAUCACCGAAGCGCACACCACUAGAACGACCCGGAACAGAAGAGAAAAUCCCAACAGACACUUCAACAUUUGAACGAAAAUCUUCAAAGGUAACCAAUAAUCAUACUACAUCGCCAGUCCGUUCAAAUAGUAGCAGUCCGGACAGAAAAAGAACAUCAGAAGUCACAAAACAAUUCAUGAAGGAGGAGAUUCGCUCGAAUUCUUUCACGACCAAAUCCACUAAAACUAAGAACACCCAGAACGAGACAGUAACUACUCGGGAAACAAGUCCUAAAAGAGAGCCUAAAUCUGACUCUAUUAGAACUUCGACAUCUCCAAAGCGAUCGCCAAAUCGUUCGCCGAACACUAGUCCGUCGAGAAAUAGACCCAAGGAAAACGUUGUGGAGGCCACGAAAAAACUUAUAAACUCGGAAAGUGUUGUGCGCAAAAAUUCCAAAUCUGAGUUCGCGACCACAUCAGUGAACCGUUCAGAAGAACGUGAUACUCAAACUAAGCAAAACAAAGUUAACAAGGAGCCACGUAAGAGUCCUACGAGAGUCGAUAGGACAUCGCCCGCUCGAAAGACGACCGACGAAACGUUCACUGAAACUUCUGAAACUUUCUUCUCCGAAACGAAGGCCGAUACAAUUAAAAGACGUCCAGGUUCGGAAAAUCGAAAUUCAAUUGGAAAAUCGAACGCAACGAGCCCAGAUCGUAAACCCACUAAUAAAGAAGUUAAUCGUAAAUCCGUUUCUGACGAAAAUAAAGUUUCCACUCCCAAGAAGUCUACUCAUGUCAAUACUGACAGUCAGGAUGCGAGUAGAACAACAACCAACACUUUCACACGAAAGAAGACAUCUGAGACAAUCGAAACGAAUUUAUCUAGCCCAACGAAAUCGAAAGGAAAACCAGUGGACAAUGCUUUGCGAUCAAGUUCCCCUGUCAAAAAUACUUCGGCGCCUUCAAAAUUGAAAGCUAAACCAGCAAAAAUCGAUAUCAAGUCCAAGCCGAAGCAGAAACAACCCAAUAAUUAUUCAACCGACGACGAUUCCGACGAAGAAAUCAAUUCCAAAAAGUCACCGAAGAAGAUGCCAAUAACCGAACGGAAAGAUUCAGCGCCAGUAUAUCGAUCGACGAAAGUCGACAAAGAAGUAAAAAUGGCCAGGUCGACGAGUGAACACUUCUCAGCCACAUCAAGGAAGGGAUCAAAACCGGAAAUCGAAACUCCAAAAUCUCCACAGAAAUUCGAAAAACGACCAACAAAAUGCAUGACUACCAAGACGAUCAAUCUGUCGACCGCAAACACCAUAAACAGCGAGGACAUGGAGAAUGUAAUCAUUGACAUUCAACAGGCAAAAUCGUCUAGAGAGCCAACGCCUAACCGAAUUAUUCCAACACCUGUAUCACCGGAAGAAGAUACCGGCAAGCCAAGAUAUCCUGAUACCGUUCAUGAACCCGAUGACGAACGUCCGCAACGACGACCAAAUAUCAAAAAUAUUCCAAUUUUUGAAGAGAACACCAAAGAAUAUAUUAGCUGCCACAUAACGGAAGUCAGCGAGGACUACGGUGCUUCUGACAGCGAUGAGUGUAUGUUAAGUGUAUCCGAUAAAGUUACGAAAUUUUCGACGCAGGUGACUAGCCCAACCAAUGAGAAGUUCAGGCGCAACGUUGCGGAAACAGUCAAUGAAUUCUCUGAGGACGUAGAUGAUGAGUGCCGUCUUAGUGUUCAAGGCAAAGUGUCUAAAUUCACUGCUAUUGCCGAAGAAGUCAAUACAACCAAAACGUCCAGUAGUACGAAGAAAGAGUGUAACACUACCGCCAAGGUCAACGAGAAAGUUGCUCAGUUCACUGAGAAAGAAGUUAGAAAUUCAAAGUCCUACAAACCAGAACCGGUUAAAAAUACGGAUCGUGUAAAAACUAGACGAGAUUUUGAAGACAUUGAUGAGACAUUAAAAAGUGACGAAUGUUUGUUGAGUGUGUCGGACAAAGUAAACAAAUUCGUUGCAACUGCCGAAACAUUAACAGCAAGUGUACCUCACAUGAGCGAUGUUAAAUCACCGGAACUUGUUGCUAAAGUUCAGCGACAAGUGUCACUACGGGACACAGUGACCAAACCAGACAACGGUCCACGAACACCUUCCGACCAACAUGAUUCUGGAAUUGACAGGUCAACACCAAGAGGAAAAAUUACCGACCGUUAUGUACCAAACAAAAGUAAGCCGACCUCAUCACCGUCGGUUCCGAUUUCGUUGUCCAGCAUCGAUGUAGUGAAAAAGGCCAAAUCGAUUUUCGAAAGAGGUGACUCGCCGAAGGCACCGAAACAGCGUGACAUAUUAACCAGACCUUCGAUUUGGGAGCAGAGAAGAGCUGAAGCAACUAAAACCGAUGUCAAAUUGACGGAUAUUGGUGUGUUCAAAACAGGAGAUGAUUCGAAUUCUGAUAUCGAUUCUAGACCAUCAUCCCGUUCACCUGAAUCCAGACAAUCCUCUUGUUCACCCGAACGCAGAAGAUCGUCUCGUUCGCCUGAACAACGUAGACCAUCUUACAUUUACGAACGUGCAGCGUCCCCAGUAAACACGACACGACCCCGUGUCGAAGAUGCCGACCAAAAGAAGCAAUCGCAGAAAAUUCAUGCUCCGAAGAAAAUUUUUACGACAAAUGAACAAACCACUUCAAAGAAACCUAAGCCAAUCGAUGCACCAGAUGCUACGACGGAUAAACGGUCAUACAUGAAUCACACCAUUGCUUCUCUGGAACACAUUCGUCGCGAUUCAAUCGAAAUCAAUAAAUCGAAUAUUCGAAAAUCGACACCAGAUGACGAGGUCGAUCAGGUGGAAAUCAAUCCGAAGAGUAGUGUCAAGUUUGGAGUUGAAUUGAAGCGUACAAACUCGCAACAAUCAGCGGGCAGACGCAAAAGCAGCUGCAGCGAGAUACCGCAUGUCGAAGAAAUUUUCGAACUCGAACUCUUAGAGCGGAUGCUGGACACUGUAGUGGGCUAUGAGCAACGUCGACGCAUACGAGCCCAGAUUCGAUUAGUGAAGAAACAAAUUCAAGACGAAGAGAAAUCGAAAGGUGUUAAGAAAACAGUCAACACCAAUCGCACAGACGUUACUACGGAAAGUUGGCGGCGUAAACAAGAACCGAGUCCUACACGUAGCCCGUUAAAAAAGAAAAAUGAAGAUGGCAGUGAGUACACGUCCAAGUUCAACAAAACGUCUAGAGUAGAAAGAACAACCAGUCCCGUUCGAAAAACUAGUCCACAGAGACGGCAUAACGAAAACGCGGAAUUCAUCUCGUCGGAACGCACCGCAAUCGAAGAAGACGUGUCUGUAAGACGAUCUAGUCCAAAUAGAAAGAGUUCUAUCGAUGGAAAUAGUAACGCUUACAGAAACGAACAAGUGAACAGCUACGUUCAAAUGAGUCGCAGCCCUAGUCCUAGAUCUAACAAAGUCACGUCGAAUUUAAGAAAUACGGCAGUGAAACAGGUGAAUGCAUCAAAGUCCAAUGACGAUGAUAAGCCAAUUUGGGCCAGAAAGAAUAUUUUGACGAAAGCGUCAGAUUCUACGAGAACAUUCACAUCGACCGGCAAGAAGACAACCGUAACGAAAGUGCAGAAACAAAAGACAGUUGAACAGAACGACGACUGUGUUACAUCAAGCUAUGGAAUAGGGCCAACUGAUGAAGAUGGAAAGCCUCUAUUCGGGAUCCGAGCAUUGAAGAAAAAGUCUCCAGCCGUUCAAACCAGCAAAGUGUCAGGAACAAUAAUCCAAGAAACGUUAUUCUCCGACAAUGGAGCACCGCCAACCGGCAAUCGAACCACCACGAUGUAUUCAUCGGAUCCGCAAGAUAUUCGCCAUUUUGUCGAAUCGAACGGUACCGCAUCAGACAUACGUAACCGUUUAAUUGAACGGGAAAAUAGCCGAAGAGGCGUAACCAGUGUGACAACCUCGCAAACAAUUACGGCUAUUGAUACACCUGAAGACAUGAGUGCAUCAAACAGCAAACAACCGAAAAUAGUUCGCCGUGGAUCUGUGAAGGAAUUAAGCGAAAAAUUUCAAAAGGAAUCUACUAAGUCGUCGGAAAAAACUACCUCAUCCUAUCCGAAAGCUGGCUUAAUAUUGCGCACUCAAACCAGUCGAGAAUCUACGCCAGACCAGCAUGACGGUCUUUCAACGCUAAAAUUGAAUUUAUGUUCUGUAAUAUGGUUAAAGAACCCAUUUCGUAGCGCCAACAGCAGUCUACGUUCCGGUUCGGCAGACUUUGACGAUUGUGACAUUGAGGUUCGUUGUUCGUCUUCGUCACGGCUACAAAGCGACGACGAAAUGGAAUUUAAAACAACAACCACGUCCCGCCAACAUCAGAGCAGUUCAUUCCUCAACUCCAACCGUAAAGUGACUAACGUACAGGAUGUGUUGAACCGCAUGCGGAAUGCCGACAAUGUGACCGAAGACGGCGAUACGGAAGAGGACAAAGAAGCACGGGCAUUACUUAACAAGUUUCUUGGGGCCUCGGUUCUUAUGAGUGGUAUGGAAUCAAUGGUGCCCAGAGAAAUAACUUCGAUUGUUGGAGCACCAUCGUCACAGAAACAGAUUACCACAACACACGUUACAAAAACCGUUAAAUCAACAUCGUCACCAUCAACUACACGUGAACUGAAGACUCGUGACAUCGAUUCGAUUUGGGACGAGGUGCUACUGAAACAAUUGUUGGAUCAAUCGAGCAGCUACGAAGAACGUCGUAAAAUCCGAGCUAGAUUACGUCAAGUUAUGGCUGAAAAGGAAGUUUGUGCUGACAUCGUAGCCAGCGUAACUGCUGAAUUAAAGCAACAAAAAUUAGAGAAAGAGACAUCCAAGAAAAUGGAAGUGAAACCGCCGGCAAAAAAGGAAGAGUCUGAGGAAGAAGAGGAUGAUGACGAUGAAUAUGAGUAUGAGGAAGUAGAAGUUACCGAUGAAGACGGAGAAGAAGAGUCUGAACACGAAGCAAAAGUUGAAGUCACCAAAUCAAACGAUAGUAAAAAAACAGCAUCAACGACAACAACAACUGCUGCAGUAAAAGCGGCUGAAGUAACAAAAACUACAGUUAAGGUUGAAGAAAAGAAGGAAUCGUCACAGGAAAGCAAAAUCCAAGUUAAAUCCGAUGAAUCAUCCAAAACAGUGACCACAACCCAAUCAAUCACAACCACUAAGGCAGUUCCAGCCAAACCAAUAUCACCAUUUGCGAAAUUCCGUCAACUUGAUAAACAAGUUUCGACGCAAUCAACUCCAAAUUCCCCGAAUAGUCCUUCAACUCCUAAGUCACCGGGGGGAGCUCCAUUAUUUAAAUUUACCGAUCCGGUACUGAGCGCUCGGGCUGCCACUGUCAAGGAUAUUUUGCUUCAGUGGUGUCAGUCGAAAACCAAGGAGUAUGAGAACGUUCAAAUAACCAACUUCUCUACAGCCUGGUCAGAUGGUCUCGCAUUCUGUGCCUUAUGCCACCAUUUUCUACCAGAUUCUUUCGAUUACAGUGUCCUAACACCGAAGCAACGAAGACACAAUUUUACACUCGCAUUCCGCAUUAUGGAUGAAAAAGCCGGGAUUGCGCCCUUGCUAGAUGUCGAGGAUAUGGUAAUCAUGAGGAAACCUGAUUGGAAAUGCGUCUUCACAUACGUUCAAUCAAUUCAUCGACGUUUCAGAAAUGUUGAUUAAAAAGAAAUUUAAACAAAAAAUAAAAUUUUGGUUCAAAACUUUUUAUAAAUUUUUAGUCUAUAGUGCGCUGGUUAAUAAAGUUAAAAAUGUGUGUCGAUUGUUUUGUUUCUCAGAAAAUAAAAUUUGUUGUUCAGUUUUAUAUUAUAAAGGAAUCAGCUUAAUGUAACUAAAUUCAAUGUUAUUUUGUUCAAUUUAAAAAGAAUUGCAAAAAAAUAGUGCACCGAAGCCAUACAGUGGAACCUGUUUUGUAGAAUUAAAUUUAUAAAAAUAAUUCGAAAAUUACGACGAGUUUUUCGUGUAAAAUUUUUGAUCGUAGGCGAAGCCGAGAAUUAUAAGAAUUUUUAAAAAUUUAAUUUUCUAAAAUAGGCCGUGUAAUACAAUGCUGCUUUAAAUAUUCACUUAAGCGUACGAACGAAAAGCGUCCAAUUUUCUUAAUAUUUUCAAAACGAUUUUUGUAAGUUUUGUAUCCCGUUUUUUUUUUUUUGCAAAAAGUUUAAUUCCAUUUUGUGUAGAUAUAUCUGACUGUGCUUAAUAAUAGAGUUGUUGUAGAGAACUACGUUGUUCGGAGAUAGAAAAAAAAUCGCUUACGUCCAUUUGGAAAUAUGUUUGCCGUUCUUCUUUAAACUUUUUAAUAAUUUAUUAAGGGAAAAGCUUACUUUUUAUUACAAAUACAGAAUUUUUACAAGAAAACAAAAAAAAAGAAAAUAUUUUAAGGUGCAGGAUACAUUUCAAUACAACAAGAAAUUAAUAUUUUUUAUUUAUAAUUAUUAUAUGACAACGAAACACUAAAAACUUUUGUAAAAUAACAACAAAAGAAAAUUGAAUUUAAAUUCUAAUCGUAGAAUCGUUAAGACAUAUAUUAUUAUUGAGUUUAAACAACAAAAAAUUAUUAAUUUUUAAGAAAACAUUUUAUGUAACCAAUUUGUUAAUUAAUUCUUUCUGAAAAUAAACUUGAAAAAAUGU
This is a messenger RNA of Bradysia coprophila, 10267 nucleotides long. RefSeq lists its product as uncharacterized. Gene Ontology annotation, molecular function: protein binding. The record is from RefSeq and is a predicted model, not a curated record. Lineage: Eukaryota; Metazoa; Arthropoda; Insecta; Diptera; Sciaridae.